Molecule: messenger RNA, 9682 nt
Organism: Brachypodium distachyon (stiff brome)
Lineage: Eukaryota; Viridiplantae; Streptophyta; Magnoliopsida; Poales; Poaceae
Product: putative disease resistance protein At3g14460
Exons: 13
Coding region: 104-3940 (1278 amino acids)
Biological process (GO): defense response to other organism
Molecular function (GO): ADP binding
Source: RefSeq, a predicted model, not a curated record
CAGGCAGAAGUACACAUCUUUACACAGCCCUCCCUUUAGUACCACAAAACUCCCACCACUCAAUCCACAAACUAACUUACCGUGCUGGCGCCGGAGGAGAUCGAUGGAGGCGGCGAUUGGCGUGGCAAGCGGGCUCAUCGACGGUGUGGUGAAUCUGCUGUCCAAUGAGCUCGUGCAAGCGUAUGUUGCCAGCACUGAGCUCGGCCUCAACGCCGACAAGAUCAAAACGAGUCUGUUCUAUGCGCAAGAUCUGCUGCAGCAGGCCCGACAGCGGGGCAUGGCCGAAGACAGGCCCGGCCUGCAGGGCCUGGUGCAGCAGCUCAGCGCCAAGGCUGACGAGGCCGAGGACGCGCUGGACGAGCUCCACUACUUCAUGUUUCAAGACCAGCUAGACGGCACCAAGUACGCCGUGCCGGACCUUGGUGAUGACCUCCGUGGUCAUACUCGCCACGGUCGCCAUGCUCUUCGCCACGCUGUCGGUAACUGCAUUGCUUGCUUUUCUUGUUCGCGUAUGCCGCAAGAUAAUCUUGAUGAUGGUUCUCUUGCUGUUGAUACCAAUAACCCACACAAUGCAACCAAGCCUGCUAGUGCUAGUCGUAGCAAUGCUGGACCAGCUGAUAAGUUAACAUUCCACAGAGUGGCAAUGUCCAAAAAAAUUAAGUUGGUCAUAGAGCAAAUACUUCCCCUUUGUGAUAGAGUCUCUGAGUUGCUCAAAAUAAAUCCACCUCAUGCCAACAACACUCCAAUUGUCAGCCGAAAACGUCCUAUCAUAGGAUCAACCACAACACAAGAUACAUUGUAUGGGAGGAGAGACCUUUUUGAGCAAACUUUAAAAGAUAUCAUCACCACCAGUGCAACAAAUAGCAGUGAAAAGUUUUCUGUGCUGCCUAUAGUUGGUCCGGGGGGCAUUGGAAAGACAACUUUCACUCAACACCUGUAUAAUGAUAAAAGGAUAGACGAGCACUUCUCUGUUAGGGUUUGGAUCUGUAUAUCAACUGAUUUUGAUGUGCUUAAGAUCAGCCAACAGAUCCUUAGCCGCAUAGAAGGAAGCAACAAUGCAAAUCAAACAAGUUUAGAUCAGCUCCAAAUAUCCAUCGCACAAAAUCUCAAGUCAAAAAGGUUUUUAAUUGUCUUCGAUGACAUAUGGGAAUGCACUGACCAGAGUUGGGAAAACCUGCUAGCUCCAUUCAUGAAGGGGGAAGCCAAAGGUAGCAUGGUUCUUGUCACAACUCGAUUCCCAUUUAUAGCUAAAAUGGUGAAAUCAAUCAACCCAAUACCAUUGGAAGGUCUGGAGCCUGAUGAAUUCUUCACGUUCUUUGAAGCAUUUGUAUUUGAGGGAAAAGAACCAGAGGAUUACCAACAUGCCUUAAAUGAUGUUGCAAGAAAUAUUGCAAAGAAGUUAAAGGGUUCACCUCUAGCAGCCAAAACAGUUGGUCGAUUGUUGAGAAAGGACCUUUCUCGGGAACAUUGGAUGGGAGUUCUUGAAAACAAUGAAUGGCAAAACCAAAAAAAUGACGAUGAUAUUAUGCCAUCUCUAAGGAUUAGCUAUGAUUACCUUCCUUUCCAUUUGAAAAAAUGUUUUCCUUAUUUUGCAUUGUUCCCCGAAGAUUAUAGUUUUAGGAAUUUAGAGAUUACCCAGUUUUGGAUUGCAAUAGGAGUCAUAGACAAAGAUGAGAAAUACAUGGAAGAACUACUGGACAAUGGUUUUCUCGUAAAGGGGAAUGAUCGUUGGGGUGAACACUAUGUGAUGCAUGAUUUAUUGCAUGAACUGUCACGGAGUGUUUCAUCCCAAGAAUGCCUCAAUAUAAGUAGUAGUGUAAGUUUUAGAGCUGAUGCCAUCCCAAAAUCUAUUCGACACUUGUCUAUUACUAUGGAAGAUAGAUAUGAGGGGACUUUUAGGAGAGAAAUGGUGAAAUUGAGGAGCAAGAUAGACAUUGUAAAUUUGCGGGCUUUGAUGAUUUUUAGAGCGUACGGGGAAAAUAUUGAUAAGAUUUUGAAAGAAACUUUUAAGGAAAUAGAGGGUCUCCGUGUCCUACUUGUAGAAAUGAGCUCUGCAGACUCUCUGCCCAAAAACUUCUCAAAACUUCUCCACCUCCGGUACCUAAGAGUUAGCUCACCAUAUGGCUUAUCAGAGAUGAGCUUACCCAGUGCACUACCAAUAUUUUAUCACUUGAUAUUCUUGGACCUACAAGAUUGGCGCAGUAGUUCUAAUUUGCCUGAGCACAUUAGUCGCCUUGUGAAUUUACGCCAUUUCAUUGCUAAAAAUGAACUCCACUCCAAUGUUCCUGAGGUUGGUAAGCUAGAGCAACUACAAGAGCUAAAAGAAUUCCAUGUUAAGAAAGAGACUCUUGGAUUUGAAAUGGAAGAGUUGGGGAAACUGACACAUCUUGGAGGAGAACUCUGUUUACGUAAUCUUGAAAAGGUUGCUAGCAAGGAAGAAGCUAAUAAAGCCAAUCUGGCUUUGAAAAGGAGUCUGAAAACAUUGACACUAGUUUGGGGUACAGAUCAAGCAGUUGCAGGUGCUACCGAUGUUGUUGAUGGUCUCCAGCCACAUGAUAAUCUCAGAGAACUUGCCAUUGAAGAUCAUGGUGGAGGCGUUGGUCCUCCUUGUUGGUUGUGUCAUGACAUACCCUUUAAACAUUUGGAGUCUCUUGCUCUAGCUGGUGUGACUUGGGGCACACUUCCACCUUUUGGGCAGCUACCGUAUCUCAAGAUCAUAAGGUUGAAAAAUAUUGCCGGGGUGCGUAUUAUAGGACCUGACCUUGGUUUCAUUCACUUGAAGGAAGUUGAAUUUGAUGGGAUGCCAGAUCUCGAGAAGUGGGAUGUGGGACCUAACUGCCAUUCGUUUCCAAAUCUUGAAAGCAUCGUGUGCAAAAAUUGUCCCAAAUUCCUUGCACUGCCAUUUUUUUCUGAUUGCCUUGUCCCUUGCACAAAAGACAUACACUAUCCCAACCUAUCUAAAUUUCUUGUUACAGAAUGCCCUCAGUUGCCCCUGCCCCCCAUGCCUUAUACUUCCACCCUGAUACGUGUCCUGAUACGUGUUGAAGUAGGUGAUAGCCUUGGGACAAUGAGUUACAGUGGAGAUCGUUUGGUAUUGCGGAGCUAUGGCAGUGCAUUAGCCUUCGAAAAUAUGGGCAAACUUGACAGCAUCUCAUUUUCAGGGGGGUCAACAAUUCCAUGGGCGGAACUUCCAACUCUAACCUCCCUCAGGCAAUUUUUGAUUGAAGAAGACCCAGGCUUUCUAUCAAUGGCUCUGCUCUCAAACCUCCCCACGUCUCUCACCAGUCUAUCACUAAUAGAUUGCGAGAAUUUAACAGCGGAUGGGUUCAAUCCUCUCAUCGCAGCUGUCAACCUCAAGGAAUUGGCGGUCUACAACACAGGAGAAAAUGGUCCUCGCUCUGUAGCCGCGGAUCUUCUCUCAGAAUUGGUGGUGGCAAGCAGUACCAAACUGUUGUUGCCUGCUGCAGGCUGCUUCCAAUUGGAAUCACUCUUCGUGGAUUGCAUCUCAGCGAUGCUUGCUGCUCCCGUCUGCAGCCUCUUCUCCACCACCCUCCGCGAGUUAUACUUCAGUUGUGAUCAGCGGGUGGAAAGCUUCACGGAAGAGGAAGAGGAUGCGCUUCAGCUCCUCACCUCCCUCCAAACCCUUUAUUUGUGGACGUGCCCGGGUCUGCCGUCCCUCCCGCAAGGGUUACACAGCUUUUCUUCUCUCACGGAACUAAAUGUUGUUGGUUGUCCUGAGAUCCGGUCGCUGCCCAAGGGGGGCCUCCCCAAUUCUCUCCGGAAACUGCGACUCUUUGACUUUCCUGAAAUCCGAUCGCUGCCAAAGGAGUACCUCCCCACUUCUCUGCGAGAGCUAUCCGUAUUCAAUUGCAGUCCCGACCUACACGAGCAAGCCAAGGAAUUACAAGGAACAAAGCCAGAUUUGCACGUGUAUUGUUAGACCUAGCCCAAGGCUUGCAGCUGGCACGUAUGGCUAUGUACUACGUCGCGCCUUCAAAUUGCUAGCUGUGUGCAAUGUGUACAUAUGUUGUGAGUCAUUUCAGCCUACCUACUCUUUCUAGAUGCAACAAGUCAUGUGGCAUCCAUGGUUGUGCACAGAAAUCAGACAGAAUAUACCUAGAUUUACGAGUAGAAAUACAAGAUUAGGAACAAGACGAAGGUUCUUAUUUACAGUUGGGAACAAGACUGAGGCUCUUAUUUACAGUUAUGGAGGAUGAAGUAUGCAAUCCAGUUGUUCUAGAGAUUGGAUGGAGUCCCUUCAAGAGAACAUAGAGCUAUAUCCUAGCUACUGUUAGUUCAGAAGCUUUGUUUUACAAGUUGGCAACAGGAUAUUCUGGACAAUUACAGAGAACAGUGGAUCAAGAAGCUGGCAUUCCAUUCAGCAAUCAGCACUCGGUUGUUCCAUCCAAAGAAUGUUGGUUUAAAAGAAGCCUCUGUCUUGAUGUCUCGAAGGAGGUGUGCAGUCGUGCAUCGACGAUCUCAAAGGUGUAAAAUUAUGGUUCAAGAUGUCCAGACCGGACUAUACUGGUUUGCCGACAGAGACAGCAAGCGGAGCGCUCCUGGUUCAGUUUCUGCAAAAGCAACAGCACGGAUGGCCAGAUCGGGGUCGGACCUGAAGCUAACUCACGAGAGACGACAAUGGUGGUGGCUUGGGAAACUCGUGUUAGUUUGUUGUACCGUGUUUGACCAGUAGAGUUAUUCCUAUAUGUUGUAAACUCGAAGCGCUGGAGUUCUUAUUUGUCAGUUCCAGCAAGAAUUCGAGAGAGAAAAUAAUAUGUGUACUUGUACUGGUGCUCGAGACGAGGCAGUGACAUUGUUGUUACCUGCAUUCUUGCCUUUGGACGUGCAAGGACAGCAUUUGAGUCUGUCAUGUUGCAACAAUGUCUUAAUUUGGCACUGUAUGAAAAUCAGUGUAUCCUGUACAGGCUCAACACAGCAGGAGAAGUGAUGUUUGACUGCAAAAGCGUUGACCGGAUCUAAACCCCAAAGGUGCGAUAAGCCCAUUCUCGUUUCGUUGGGCCACGAGAAAAGGGCACAGCAACAGAGACAAAGCCGAAAGGAAAAAAACAGGGAUGGGCCACAAAGAGAUCACCAGGCCCAUUGCGCGCGGUCGGUCACCCUCUCCAGCGACGGCGACCCCCCUCCUCCUCGCCUCGAUGGCCGGCGGCGAGUCUACCCUUCCGCGGGCCCUUGCGCGCGGUCGGUCGGUCACCCUCUCCGGCGACGGCGGCCCUCCUCCCCUUCUUCAUCCUCACCUCGAUGGCCGGCGGACAUCCAUCGCCUUCCUUGGAGCGAGGUCUUCCCCGAAGGCCUAGGUCGAUUCAAUUUCCAAUUCCAGGUGAGCCACCACAUAAUUCUCUCUUAUCUGCUCCCUCGCCAUCACACACACACAAAUCAUCCCUUGUUGCUCACAACCCAACCCAACCCAACCCAACCCAUUCAGCCAUGUACUCCCUAAUACUACCCCUUCAGAGCUCCACACGGACACAAGUCACGUUCCUGUCGUUCCUGCAGUAUAUUGUUUGUUUGCUUCUUCAGAUAAAAUUAGCCAGCAUCACACACACAUUGUCUGUCCAUUCCAUUCGUACAUUAUAACCUUGUGUGCAUCAACGCACCCUUUUAACUUUGCCCUGCUUAAUUUCGACUUAAUUGUCAUGCAAUGCAAUGCACUUAAUUUCGACUUAAUCAUGUAUCAAACCAGAGCCACAAACAGUUUCUGGUCCCAGCCACAUUCAUUGCUGCUGCAGUGGUACAUAAAGGGUAGUAAAAUGUAAAUUCUGAUCUACACCUACCAAUCCUGAAGAACAGUAACUCUGAAUCUCUUCACAGCACAUGGGCGCCCCAGCCUGGUCACUCACUCACUACUCAGUGAAUCCAGAUUUAGUUGGCUGGUGAGCAGUCAGCAUCUUGCAGCAAAGCACCACCACCAAGCACCAAAGCUCACUGCUCACCUUUCGAUCUGCGUCGCGGCUCGCAGGUACUCCCUCCGCGUUGUCCAAAUAUUACAGGUAUCUAUAUAUCUAAACGUUUUUCAAAAAUAGAUACAUUCAUAUUUAAACAAAUUUGAGUCAAGAAUUUAGGAGGGAGUACAUGCAAUACAAUCAUGCAUCAGGCUUAAAAGAGGCCCACAACAAAGUAAAGCAAAGCAAAGCAAAAGAAAGAAGGGGCACAUCACAUGGGCCGUACCACCAUGGGCAUCACAUCAGAGUACAGGCGCGGGCCCGGCCCACUCACGAGGACGUGUUGGAUUCCGCGGUGCGAUACAGGACGAGGAGACGACUUGACUUCCUUUCAGUGCUCCACUGCUGAUGCUGUGGAACUAUCGUCAAUCAUCGACACACAGAUCCCCAUUCCGCAUCCAAGAAAACCCAUCCCCUGCAAGAAAGAAUCCCCAAUCCCACCACACAAACCCUGUGGGCGCAGGCGCCGGAGGAGAUGGAGGCGGCGAUUGGCGAGAUUAUGACGAAGCUGCUGCAUCUGCUGAUGUCGUUACCCAUAAAUCACGCAAUGCUGGACCAGCUGAUAAGUUGUCUUUCGACCGAGUGGCAAUGUCCAAGAAGAUUAAGCUGGUCUUAGAGCAAAUACUUCCCCUAUGUGACAGAGUCUCUGAGUUACUCAAAAUAAAUCCACCUCAUGCCAACAACACCGCAAUUGGCAGCCUAAAACGGCCUCUCAUCGGAUCAACAACUACACAAGAUACAUUGUAUGGGAGGCAAGACCUUUUUGAGAAAACCAUAAAAGAUAUCAUCACCAGUGCAGCAAAUAGCAGGGAAAAGCUUUCUGUUCUGCCUAUAGUUGGCCCGGGCGGUAUUGGAAAGACAACUUUCACUCAACACUUGUAUAAUGAUAAAAGGAUAGACGAGCACUUCUCUGUUAGGGUUUGGAUCUGUGUAUCAACUGAUUUUGAUGUGCUUAAGAUCAGCCAACAGAUCCUUAGCUGCAUAGAAGGAAGCAACAAUGCAAAUCAAACAACAAGUUUAGAUCAGCUCCAAAUAUCCAUCGCACAAAAUCUCAAGUCAAAAAGGUUUUUAAUUGUCUUCGAUGACAUAUGGGAAUGCACUGACCAGAGUUGGGAAAACCUGCUAGCUCCAUUCAUGAAGGGGGAAGCCAAAGGUAGCAUGGUUCUUGUCACAACUCGAUUCCCAUUUAUAGCUAAAAUGGUGAAAUCAAUCAACCCAAUACCAUUGGAAGGUCUGGAGCCUGAUGAAUUCUUCUCUCAGAAUUGGUGGUGGCAAGCACGACCAAACUGUUGUUGCCUGCUGCAGGCUGCUUCCAGUUGGAAACACUCGACGUGGAUUGCAUCUCAGCGAUGCUUGCUGCUCCCCUCUGCAGCCUCUUUGCCACCACCCUCCACAAAUUACACUUCAGUUGUGAUCAGCGGGUGGAAAGCUUCACGGAAGAGGAAGAGAAUGCGCUUCAGCUCCUCACCUCCCUCCAAACCCUAGCUUUUUGGCACUGCUGGGGUCUGCCGUCCCUUCCGCAAGGGUUACACAGCCUUUCUUCUCUCACGGAACUAUAUGUCAGUACUUCUCCUGAGAUCCGGUCGCUGCCCAAGGGGGGCCUCCCCGCUUCUCUCACGAAACUCUAUCUCCGGGGCUGUCCUCAGAUCCGAUCGCUGCCAGAGGAGGGCCUCCCCACUUCUCUGCGAGAGCUAUUCGUAUAUAGUUGCAGUCCCGAGCUACAGGAGCAAGCCAAGGAAUUACAAGGAACAAAGCCAGAUUUGCAGGUGUACGCCUAGCGCCCUAGCCUAAGGCUUGCCGACAUGUGCAGCUACAUACUCUCUCACGGGUUCGAAUUGCUAUCUGCAUGUGGUGUGUAGACAUGGUUAUGCAUGUGCAUAUGGAUGCAACGUGCAAGUAAGCAACCUAGGAAAUUAGAUGGAAUAUACCCAGAUUUAUGAGGAGAAAUCCACGAAUUUUCGGACUAGGAAGGAGAAGACCAAGGAUAUUUCACAAAUUGGCAACAGGAUAUUCAGCUUCUUUUAGGAUAACAAUCUAAAGCUUACACUAAUUCUGAAGACAACUCUGGCUGCUGGUAAGCAGUGCCAGUUGGCAACAAACAAUCGUAAGAAGUUAAUUGUAACUGCCACAUUCAAUAAGCACCUAAUAGUCGUGGUCUCGUGGAGAAGCUAUCUUAGCUGAAGAAUUGUUCUUGUAGGACUGAACUGCUUGCUUACAAGUUAAUAAGGGUACAGGAUGUGUUCCAUUGGAAGGCUGCAAUUAUGGAUAAUUAACUUUCUGCUACACGUUGACCACAAGUCUUUUGGUAGGUAUCUGCCAUUUUUGGCACCAGUUUUGGCUGGCACUGUCUACCUUUAGAAACUGACAUCCGACACUUACAAAAAAAACCGGAAGCGAAGGCCUUAGCAGUCGACAAGAGUGUUUCAUCACUAUGAGGCAAUGAUGCUAUACUAUUCGUUCACAAUACUGCCAUUCUCUUCAUAUGAAAUCAGUGCCUUGAUUCGAGAGUGUUAGUUCCAAUUUUCUUCAGUCCCUAUGAUUGAACAACUCAUGUGGACACUCACGUAAGUAGCACCUGAGCAUUGCUUCUGUGUUUGAGUUGUUGUUACAGUUUAAACGUUUUGAGCACUGAAGGAAUCAGAUCUUUUGAGAUAUCAUACGAGAAACCGGUAUAUUUUGUUGUAAUUUGGAUUGUGGUAGUGAUCCUAACCUUAACGCUGUGUAAAUAUUUCAGGUCUCAUAUCACAGAGGUGUCUUCAUUGCUUCCUUGGAGAACUGACCGAUUCAGUUGUACACGCAUUGCCUAGCUUCCUGAGAAACUCGUGGAUGGAGAUCUGUCGAGGAUAAGUUAGAUUGUGGAGAUUGCAUACGUGAUGAUAUUCACUGGCAUCCUUCAGAGCUUCAGUUCUUACCUAAACCAUUACAGCCAACUGUAAAUUUUGCAUUUGGCGUUCAGGUUUUCCCGCCCCUCUUGACAAACCCAAACCCAAACACCGAGGAGGACGUUAUGAUCCAAGAUUAGAUGCCAUCGACCAUGGCCUCUGGUUUACAGAUGGAGAAACAACCACCAACUGGAGGCUCGUCGGCGCAACAACGUAUGGGGCGUGUGCUGAGGUUAUUCCGAUUCAAUUUCCAGGAGCAAGGCGAUGCUCAAGAGAUGACGAUGAUGGCUGCGUUGACCCCCUGUUUACUGUGUUUAUAUGUCGAUCAGUAGAACCAUUUGUACACCCAAAGAGCUGGAGCCUGGAGUUCUAUAAGUAACGGUUUCAGUUCCAGCAAGAAUUCGAGAAGAACAAGGAAACACCUACUGGCUACUGCUGCUUGAGACGAGGCCAAUAACAUCCCUGUUGCAUUGAACCACCUGCAAUAUUGCAUCUUCAGAUACAUAUAAGAGCUUUAUUUCGUUCUUUCUCGGUGUAACACUUAGACUGUUCAUUCUUGCCUUGCACACAUACGACGAGAGCUUUAUUCUUUCUUUCUUGGCGUGACACUUAGACUGUUCAUUCUUGCCUUGCACACAUACAACGAGAGCUCUCUCUUUCUCAGGGGAUGAGCUCCAGGAUGGAGUGUGUCAUGUUGCAGCAAUGUCUACAGCCUUCCCCUUCUUUACUUUGCCACAUACAAUGACUGUGUUUUCAUGGCCGUAUCAGCCUUCCCCUUCUGAUGCCCUUUUCAGAUGUACUCCCUCCUAUCCAUAAUAAGUGUCUCAGAUUUUGUACUAA